AUGGGCUGGCGGAAGAAGAAUGGGCUGGCGGAAGGAGAAGAACGGGCUGGCGGAAGGAGAAGAACGGGCUGGCGGAAGGAGAAGAAUGGAAUGGCGGAAGGAGAAGAACGGGCUGGCGGAAGGAGAAGAAUGGACUGGCGGAAGGAGAAGAAUGGACUGGCGGAAGGAGAAGAAGAAUGGGCUGGUGGAAGGAGAAGAAUGAGAAGAAUGAGCUGGCGGAAGGAGAAGAAUGGGCUGGUGGAAGGAGAAGAAUGGGCUGGUGGAAGGAGAAGAAUGGACUGGCGGAAGGAGAAGAAUGGGCUGGCGGAAGGAGAAGAAUGGGCUGGCGGAAGGAGAAGAAUGGGCUGGUGGAAGGAGAAGAAUGGACUGGCGGAAGGAGAAGAAGAAUGGGCUGGAGGAAUGAGAAGAAUGGGCUGGCGGAAGGAGAAGAAUGGGCUGGUGGAAGGAGAAGAAUGGGCUGGCGGAAGGAGAAGAAGAAUUGGCUGGCGGAAGGAGAAGAAUGGGCUGGCGGAAGGAGAAGAAUGGGCUGGUGGAAGGAGAAGAAUGGGCUGGCGGAAGGAGAAGAAGAAUGGGCUGGCGGAAGGAGAAGAAUGGACUGGCGGAAGGAGAAGAAGAAUGGGCUGGCGGAAGGAGAAGAAUGGGCUGGCGGAAGGAGAAGAAUGGGCUGGUGGAAGGGAAAACAAUGCAGUUCAGGGACUGUGA
Messenger RNA from Haliotis rubra (blacklip abalone), 702 nucleotides. RefSeq names its product pol-RFamide neuropeptides-like. The record is from RefSeq and is a predicted model, not a curated record. NCBI's taxonomy places the organism in Eukaryota, Metazoa, Mollusca, Gastropoda, Lepetellida, Haliotidae. The transcript has a single exon. The coding region runs from base 1 to 702 and encodes 233 amino acids.